This is a messenger RNA of Symbiodinium natans, 870 nucleotides long. The record is from the annotation of a GenBank genome assembly. NCBI's taxonomy places the organism in Eukaryota, Dinophyceae, Suessiales, Symbiodiniaceae.
AUGGUCAGCUUUGUUCUGCAGAGAAUGAGUGAUUUGCUGUGCAGCACAGCCUCAGUGGAAACAAAAAUGGAGGAACUGCAGAAGGCAGCCGACAAUUUAUCUGCCAACUUCGAUCGCAGCAGGAACAAACAAGCAACUCUGGCACAGAUGCCCAAGACAAUCAGCAAAGUGCAUCAGGAACGACUGGCUUCCAGAGAACAUCUACAAGCCGUGGUGCGCAUGACGAAUUUGUUGUCUGUGGAAUUGGUGAGGCCACAUGUUGGUUUGAAAGGUGCCGAUCCCUCGAACAAGCUCGCCCGCCUGACUUACGGAAAGUACUCUUUCUUGUGCCACACUGAAACGGGACGAGCAGAGUGGGAGCAGAUCUCGACGGACAUCAUGCGCUUAGUCUUGCAGGCAGACCAAGGCGGUCCCCUUUACGCUGCCUACCAAUUCCUUGCUGGCAAGGGAUAUCCUGUCGCCUUCUCUCGCGAUGAGGUGAUGUCAGGUGCUGACAGGCUGGUUAAUGAAAGCCCGCCGGAGUCCGUGGCGGACAGGCCGGACAGGAACGGGUUCAAAGUGGAAGAGGACGCCUCUCUGAACUUCGACCGCGUCGUUGCUGUUCUACACAAAGUGUGCAAGAAGAUUGGCGACAAGGACCCCUACAUGAACAGAAACGAUGGUGCAGCUGGGCCUUCUGCGCGAAUAUUUUCGGUCGGUCGCAAUCCAUUUGUGCAAUGCGGAAAAGGAGAAGGAGGGGAAGACUACGAGAAGGUGGUGGACCUCUGCAUGAAGGCUCGUACCCCUCGUUCUAGAUUGAUUUUCCUGUCCUGUAUUCCUGAAGCAAGGCCUUACUGGACGAGGAAGCUCAUCGACUUUUCAGUUCCUUGA